UUCCUUUGUUGGUGUUAUUCUUUCCCUUGAAAGAUUCGAAAAUAUCUUUUGCACAUUUUUAUUUUGGAUGCGUAAGUAUGCUUUUGCUGAUGUACGUUUUUCGCUGACUCAAUUUUUCCACCAAUGAUACAGUUUUCAUUUACCCAUCUCAGGACGUGUAACGAUAAAAGUUGGGGGUGGAAAAAAUUUAAAGGUGGGAUAGUUGCCGAACGGCGAAGAGGGAAACAUUUGCGUCGAAACAGGAAACUCGCGUUCAAACCCUGGUCGACUCUUGUUCGGCACGUUUCACAUCAAUUUUAUCAGCUUAGAAUGCUGGCUUUAUAUUUUUUGUUUGCGAUAGUUUCGUUUUCCAAUGGAAUAUGGCUUUCCACGGCGUCUGAACGGUCGGUCGAAUGGUACAAACCAGGAUGCCACAAAGUUGGUCAUACAAGAAAAGUCGAUAUAAAAGAUUGCGUAUCGUUCGACAUAACAACGAACGCCUGCAGAGGUUUCUGCGAGAGUUGGGCGGUACCAUCCAAUCCCAAGAACUCCCAGAUUACUCAGCCGGUCACGUCUAUCGGCACUUGUUGCAACAUCAUGCAAACGGAGCCUAUGGAAGUCAGAGUGGGCUGCAAGGACGGCAUCCGUACUUUUGUUUUCAAAUCGGCAGUAACAUGCUCGUGUUACCAUUGCAAAAAAGAUUAAGGCGACUUUUGAUAUAAGGUUUAUUGAUGUAUUAAUCCGAAAAUCUCAAUGUAAAAUAUUGUAGUCUUCGUAGCUAUUUAGGUGAUUGUUGUGUAUUUAAUAUUUAAUAAGGUUUAUAAAGUGUAAAUAGAUGUUG
Molecule: messenger RNA, 820 nt
Organism: Cylas formicarius (sweet potato weevil)
Lineage: Eukaryota; Metazoa; Arthropoda; Insecta; Coleoptera; Brentidae
Gene: Gpa2
Product: thyrostimulin alpha-2 subunit
Exons: 3
Coding region: 124-684 (186 amino acids)
Biological process (GO): cell surface receptor signaling pathway
Molecular function (GO): hormone receptor binding
Source: RefSeq, a predicted model, not a curated record